UUCAUCAAUAUUCCAAUAAUGAAAACCAAAAUAAAUACAUCAUUAUCAAAUAUGAUACUUUCCUUUGUACUCACUACUCUUUUCUUUUUCUCUUUUUCCAAAGGAGAUAUGGAUCCUAAUUCCAUCUACGAAUCAUUUCUCGAUUGUCUCCCACUGAACUCACCUGAGUCCGUGGGAGAUUUGUCCGCGGUCGUGUACAGCUCAACAGCAAACACAACCGCGUACACAUUUGUACUCGAAGAGUAUAUCAAAAACCGAAGGUUUAACACGACUUCAACGCCUAAACCUUCGGUUAUCAUAACCCCAAAAACCGAGUCUCAAGUCCAAGCCGCAGUCCUUUGCGCGAAAAAAGUUGGAGUGCAGAUUAAGAUCCGUAGUGGCGGACAUGACUAUGAAGGAAUAUCAUAUAUUUCAUCCGAGCCCGAUUUUAUCAUACUCGAUAUGUUUAAUUUUCGGGAUAUCGAUGUUGACGCGGACGCCGAAACUGCUGUUGUCGGCGCCGGCGCGCAGUUAGGUGAACUUUAUUAUAGAAUUUAUGAAAAAAGUAAAGUUCUCGGGUUUCCUGCGGGCGUGUGUCAGACUGUUGGCGUGGGUGGGCAUUUAAGUGGAGGCGGUUAUGGUACUAUGCUUCGAAAAUAUGGGUUGUCAGUUGAUCAUGUGACUGAUGCGAAAAUUGUUGAUGUAAAUGGUCGGGUUUUGGACCGGAAAUCAAUGGGUGAGGAUCUUUUUUGGGCGAUACGAGGCGGGGGCGGGGGUAGUUUUGGUGUUAUUUUAUCGUACACCGUGAAACUGGUCACGGUGCCAGAGGUUAAUACUGUUUUUAGGAUACUGAAAACGGAGGCAGAAAAUGCCUCCGAGUUAGUUUAUAAAUGGCAGUCGAUUAUGCCGACUAUUGAUGAUGAUUUAUUUAUCCGGGUUUUGUUACAACCUGUUACGGUUAAUAAACAGAAGACGGGUCGGGCUUCGUUUAUUGCUCAUUUUUUGGGUGAUUCUGAUAGAUUGGUGAAGUUAUUGAGUGAAAAAUUCCCGGAGUUGGGUUUAAGAAAAGAAGAUUGUAUAGAAGUAAGCUGGAUUGAAUCCGUACUUUAUUGGGCUAAUUUCGAUCUAAACACGACCAAGCCCGAGAUUCUUCUAGACCGACAUUCCGACAAUGUGAACUAUGGAAAACGAAAGUCGGACUAUGUGCAAACCCCGAUCCCAGAAUCCGGGUUUAGAUCAAUAUUUGCAAAACUAGUCGAAUUGGGUAAAAUCGGGUUUGUUUUCAACCCAUAUGGUGGGAAAAUGUAUGAGAUUGCAGAUGAUGCAACACCGUUCCCUCAUCGCGCGGGUAACCUUUACAAAAUCCAAUAUUCGGUGAAUUGGAAUGACGGCGAUCCUGAAUUAGAAAGAGAUUAUUUAAACCAAAGUAGAGUUAUGUACGAAUUCAUGACACCGUAUGUAUCCAAGAAUCCAAGAGGCGCAUUUUUGAACUACCGGGAUCUUGACAUUGGUGUCAUGACACCCGGAAAGAACGUUUAUAGUGAAGGCGAGGUUUAUGGUGAAAAGUAUUUCAUGGGCAAUUUCGAAAGAUUGGUGAAGAUAAAGACUGCGGUUGAUCCAGAUAAUUUCUUUAGAAAUGAACAAAGUAUUCCGACUCUACCCGGAAAAAGCUCAGUUUCUUCAAAUAGUUACUUUGUGGAAGCAAAAAAGAUGAUGAAGAUUCAACUUAUGUUAUCAUGGUUGUGCAAGAUCUUAUUGAGUUGACUUUGACUUUGGAGAUAUGAGUCCGUGAUCAUCGUUGUGAUUAAGCAGGUUGUCCAGACUUCAGAGGUGGUUGGAAAGAGUAAAGGGAUUCUCAAGUUUCACAACCCAUGAGAAAAUUUAUUUCCAAGAUUGAAAGCGUCAAAUUCAGACUUUAACGUUGAUUGUGAUAGAAUGUUUGAAAAGUAGAAACUAAAGUGUACAAAGAAAAAUUCGUUCCUAAUUUAUGAUACUUGCAUUUGAAAGUGA
Messenger RNA from Erigeron canadensis, 1989 nucleotides. Its product is annotated as berberine bridge enzyme-like 21. The record is from RefSeq and is a predicted model, not a curated record. Lineage: Eukaryota; Viridiplantae; Streptophyta; Magnoliopsida; Asterales; Asteraceae. The transcript has 3 exons. The coding region runs from base 19 to 1743 and encodes 574 amino acids. Gene Ontology annotation, molecular function: oxidoreductase activity; FAD binding.